Messenger RNA from Mytilus californianus (California mussel), 3189 nucleotides. RefSeq names its product V-type proton ATPase subunit S1-like. Bases 64 to 1365 code for a protein of 433 amino acids. The record is from RefSeq and is a predicted model, not a curated record. Lineage: Eukaryota; Metazoa; Mollusca; Bivalvia; Mytilida; Mytilidae. Gene Ontology annotation, cellular component: proton-transporting V-type ATPase complex. The transcript is spliced from 9 exons.
GAGAAGUUCCGAAUAUCAAUCACCUGACAUUGAUUUUUUUUUUGGAAGACAGCCUCAGAAAAGAUGUUUUGCAAAUUAUGUUUCAUUGCUGUAGUUGCAACAUCCGUAGCAUUAAAAUCACCUGUAUUAAUAUGGUCUCCAUCAAGGGGAUUAAGUGAUCUGCCACAGAGCUACACAGGACAGACCAUUAAUUCAGAUGACUUUCAACAGUCCUAUGUGAAACCUUUAACUAAAGAUAACAACUUAGUGGUUUUUCUUCAAGACAGAUUGAGUCUUCAGGAUUUGAACCACCAUGCAGAUGUUUACAAUCCAUACAGUGAUGGAGGAGCUUUUAAAAACAUCAAGUCCUUUAUGGAAGACCAUUUUUCGGCACAGAUAUCAUCAGUUAUGUCUCCAUGGACUGGUCUAGAGAACAUAAUGAAAGACUUUGAGGGCAAAGUUCAUAAAGUUAUGGAAUCUGCUGACCUUGACAAACUUAAUCUUGGAGGACAAGCUAACAUAAUCGUUGUUCACUUAAAACCAGUUCAGGGAUCUAGUAAUGAAGGGAAAGUUUUUUCAGACAAUGAUGUGAAAAUGGCUGAAGUAACUAAACAGCUAACAAAACGAGGGGUCAAAUACACAGCUGUGUAUACAGGAAAAAGUGCAACAAAGACUUCUAAUGUUCAGGGUUCUGGUGCAAGCAGAAGACUACAAGCUGUAGAUGAUGUGGCUAACAGCAAUGCCACAUUUUUGAAUAUUACCUGUCCUGGCAGGAACUCACCAUUCUACUUCUAUCUGAGAGGUCUAGAAGUAAUGGCGCAGAGUAACGAGUCAAAUUACAAUAAUAAUAACGUCACACUGGAAGAUGAUGGCACCUCUUGUGACAAUGAUACAGCUGUGUUAAAGCUGAAAGGCAGUGCAGAAGAAAUGACAUUAAAAUUGGAAUGGUCCAUGUGGAUUGACAACAUAACAGAAUUCUGGAUUAUUAGAGAGAAUAUGGUAUUCCUAGAAUGGAAAAACAGCAGUAAGACUGUCAGUGCUAAUGAGACCCUAGUCAUCAAACCAGGAGACCUAAUGGCACCAAAACACUUCUCUUACCAUUGCUCGAUGUACAAGAUUACCACCUUACGUGCCAAUUCAACUGCUAAUAUCACAUUGAUGUUUGAUGGUCUUCAGUUCCAGCCAUUCAAUAUAAUGGAUGAACAGUUCUCUGAUGGUUGGGACUGUAUAGUAUUCUUCACGCCAGGGAUAUGGAUGGCCAUUAUCAGUGUCUCCAUCAUGAUAUUGAUUGUUCUGUAUGGAUUAGGGAUGAUUGCUUCAUUGAAAACCAUGGACAGAUAUGAUGAUCCUAAAGGAAAGACAAUCACAGUCAAUGUUAAUGAAUGAUCAUAGCAAAAUAUGAGAGAUCUUUGUUUCCAUUAUCUAAAGUCGUAACUAAAAUGGUCUAUUUUUUCAAUUAAAUACUUGAAUCUGUAAUUAGAGAUACAAUUGAAUCACUUGUGAGAGAGAGAAAUUUCCAUUGCCAGAAAGAGUAAAUUUAUUGUGGUAAAAGUGUGUAAUAACAGUAUCAAAUCAGUAAUUGGCAAAGAUCAUACUGGAUAUACAUCUAUAUGCUUAUUUUUUUUAUUCUUUGAAUGUUCUGUAUUUGUCCUAUUUUGUAACAUGACUGGAAUAGUUGAUGUUAGUGUAUAUUUGUUACUACAAAGAUUAAAUGAUUAAUGGAAACUUAAUCUCUCAUUUUGAAUUGUACUGUAGACACUAGUUCUCUUAUAUUUAAGGAAAUCAUUUUCUUUAAUUUCAUUCAUACUUUUAAUGUCUUUAAGUUUUCUUGAUUGUUAUAUUGUACCUGAUAAUGCCAAAAAAAGAACUUAAAGUUAUAAUUUUUCUGUUGCUUUUGAAAUUUUGGUUAAAUUUGUGCAUUUUCUAUGUAGCUUAAUUGUAGAAAUCACAUUUAUUAGAGAGAUGAGAGACUAAUCUCUAAUUAUAAACUAUAUUAAAAAUAAGUGACAAAUUAAGAAGGAAGCAAUUUUAUUGGAUUUGGUCUGUACAUUCUGUUGCUGUCUUUUCAGGAGAACAUCGUGACAUACUACUGACAAAGUUGUUUUGAUUUAAAAGUGGUUUAAGUACCACAUUUUGGGAAGGAUAUAAAAAUCAGUUCAUCAAUUGAAUAAGUAGUUCCCACACUUUAUUUUUCUUUUAACUAGAUAGAAAUAAAAGAUAGACCAUAUAAUCAAUAAUUUCAUUUAUAUAUUCAGAUGUAUUUUCUUUAAUGCUUAUAAUAUUACCUUCUACAUACCUAAUACUUCAAAAACUGUAGUCAGCAUAUUUUAACAAAAGUUUACCAAAAUUGACUUAAUAACUAAAGUUGUCAUGAACUUUGGGAGUUCAGAUUUCCUACACUUCUGGUCUGGUAAGGUCAGAGAAAUCUUAGGUCAGGGAUAGUCCAACUUUGGUAGCUUAAUCUGCACUGGACAUAUGCAACAUUUAAAGACCAUAUAAAUGAUUGGUUUCUCCUUCAUCAUCCUCUUGAACUGGAAAAAUGUAACAGUAACAAAACAAUUUUUUUUUAACUGAAGAAAACCACAAAAAUUGUACCAGAACUUUAAUAAAUUAAACAAAGGAUGAUCUUUAUUAACAAUAUAAAAUCAUACAAAAUGUUUUGUCAACAGUUUUUCCACAUUGGAAAUGACCCAUUAAGAGUGGCCUUUUUCUUUUUGCAAGGACUUACCUUGAUUUAUAGAGAACAACAUAUUUGUGGUUUAUUUUAGUGAGUAAAGCAAUCUAUCAGUUUUCAUAGAGAAAUAUAUCUGAUAGUUUUUCAUACUGAAGUUGGAGUUAAGAUUGUUGUCAGUUGUUUGAGAUACUUGUGUAUCAGUUAAAAGACAGUUUUCAAAGAAAUUGUAAUGGACAUGUAUGUUUAAAGUGAAACAAAUACUUUAAACAACUAAAUUUCUUGAGCUUUUUCUAUGCAACUUUAGCAAGUAUCAAUUGAUAACAUCAACAAAGUUCCAAAAUUGAGAAAAUGAAUUGCUCUGAAUUCUGCUGAAAUGGGAAAAAUAAAUUUGUUCCUGAUUACAAAACAAAGUUGCACCCCAAAAAAAUCCCCUUUUCUAAGUGACAUAUUCUGUUAAAUUGUGUGUCUUGCAUUUUCUAUAGAAAUUCUUUAAGUACUUUUUGUAUCCUAGUAAUAAAAUGAGGAAUAGAAACUUG